GUUUUCUACGGCGCUGGCACCAACCGAUAGACUCAUCUAGACGCACUAUGGUAGAAACGAGGUAGCGCAGAUCGUCAGGACACCGGAAGUCGCGCGUGUGCGAGCUUCCUUUCUAGAAGUUGUAGUUUUUCGUAGCAGAUCUAACGUUAGCUUCCACUUGUGAGCCUCGCCAGGCUAAAGGAGUUGGCUAAUUGGCUUUCGGAGCGGUAGAAAACGUCGGUGUUUCCUGUUGUCAUUCAACAAGAGCCUAGCUUCUGACAAGAUCAUGGCAGAUUUCUCGCUGACUGAUGCUUUAGGAGACGACACACUGAGCCAGGCUAAGAAAAUAGGCAACACUAAUCCCGCUGUCCCUGUCAGCAAUCAUCCUCCCGCUUCAAACCCAGGAUGGCCUGGUUCUGCCCCAGGAGCUCCCACUCAGCCCUCAGCACCAGCUGAUUUCAGCAGUGGAUUAUCUGGCCCAGGAGCGCCGGGUCCAUUCCAAUACCCCUCAGGUCCUGGAGCACCAGGGCAAUACCCGGGACCUCCCUCAGCACCUGGUGGCUUCCCUGCUGGUCCUGGAAUACCUGGACAAUAUCCUCCUGCACCAGGAGCUCCAGGCCAGUUUCCCUCCAGUCCCGGGGCGCCUGGACAGUUCCCUGGGCAGUAUCCAUCUGAAGGAACUCCCGGACAGCUACCUGGAGGUCCUGCUCCUUAUCCAACAGGACCGUUUCCGUCUGGCCCUGGUGCUCCCGCUGGCCCUUAUCCAAAUGUGCCUUUCUCUGGUGGGCAGCCAGCAGGAGGCAAUGGGAUGUAUGGACCAGGAGGUCAAGGUGGAUUUCCUCCUCCAGCUGGACCAGGAUCUUUCCCAGCAUUCCCUGGAGGUGGAUUCCCCCCAGUACCACCUGGGUCAUGGGGAUCACCAGGAGGAGGUUUCCCGGCUGCCCCUGGACCUGCUCCGUUUGGCCCUGGGCCCAUGGGUCCAUAUGGUGGACCUGCUGGUCCAGGAGGCACAUUGAUGGUGCCGUACGAUCUUCCUCUUCAUGCUGGGAUUAUGCCGCGCCUUUUAAUCACAGUGAUCGGAGAGCCGGUUCCUGGUGCGGGCAGGUUCCAGGUUGACUUGAUUAAAGGUUCAGACGUCGUCUUUCACUUCAACCCUCGCUUUAAUGAGCAAACCAUUGUCCGAAACUCCAACCUAGGAGGUUACUGGGGCCCGGAGGAGCGAGAGGGUCCCUUCCCCUUUGUCCAGGGGCGCCAGUUUGAGUUGAAGAUCCUAGUUGAAGAGGACAUGUUCAAAGUCGCCGUGGACGGCACCCACCUGCUGGAAUACGAGCACAGAGUCGGCGGCCUGGAGGAGGUGACCCUGCUGCGGGUGACCGGAGACAUCAUUCUCUACAGCGCAGCCCCGAGCAUGAUCUGAAUCUCAAGAGCACGCUGUCUUGGGGAUCCAACUCAAAUUAUUAACCCAUGUAUCUGACAACUUCCUCCAUGUUUCUGGAAUCCUUUCAGAUACAUGGAGGCAGUUGAUGGAGUUUGCAAGUACAGUGAUCAAAGUGCAAUUGUCCCUCACAUCACGCAUUUACUGCAAAGCGUGACGCAGAUUGAAUCAAGGCAGUGCUUGAUAAUCUUUUUUUUUUUUCUACUGAAUGAAAUCUCAUUUCAAUGUUAACUUUCUUUUCCUUUUUGUUUUCCUAUUAUUUUUUUUUACCCAAUUCUAAUCAAAAGAUGGGGUGAAGUAAAUGUGCAACAAAUUAAAGGAAGAGUAAUUAAUUUAUUAUAAAAAAAGAAGAUUGUAAGUAUAGAGGGAAUAAAGAAGCAUACCAUGCAUUUCAUAUAAUUUCUUUUGGGAAGCAGUGUUUCGUUUACAGUUUUUUUUUUUUUUUUUUGGGUGAACAUAACAUAAUAAGCCUUCGUAGUGCAUGAAAGCGUGAUGCUGAAUAUUCACUUUUAUUUCAAUGCUGAACCACAACCCUCUGAAGUCACACAUAGGCUAAUUAUGAAGUUUCUUCAAAUGUAAGUAUUUAUAUGCAGUGUUUGUUCCUCUUCUCUUCAGCUGUUAUUCUCCUGAGCUCCAGGCUUCAAGGGUUGUUGAAGUGUUUCACAAGUUUAAACAUAACAGCAAAAAUGGCACUAAUUAUUAGAUAAACAUGUAUGUGGGAGGGAUGGAUUUUCUGACUUUGUGCCAAAGAGAAGUGGUACAUAUUUUGAAUUUCUAAAUAAAAAAACAACAUAAAACUUUUAA
Messenger RNA from Girardinichthys multiradiatus, 2218 nucleotides. It is a transcript of the gene lgals3a, whose product is annotated as lectin, galactoside binding soluble 3a. Gene Ontology annotation, biological process: positive chemotaxis; monocyte chemotaxis; neutrophil chemotaxis. Gene Ontology annotation, molecular function: laminin binding; carbohydrate binding; IgE binding. Bases 266 to 1396 code for a protein of 376 amino acids. Lineage: Eukaryota; Metazoa; Chordata; Actinopteri; Cyprinodontiformes; Goodeidae. The record is from RefSeq and is a predicted model, not a curated record. Gene Ontology annotation, cellular component: nucleus; immunological synapse. The transcript is spliced from 6 exons.